Messenger RNA from Seriola aureovittata, 1296 nucleotides. It is a transcript of the gene pih1d2, whose product is annotated as PIH1 domain containing 2. The transcript is spliced from 5 exons. The coding region runs from base 178 to 1122 and encodes 314 amino acids. Gene Ontology annotation, cellular component: cytoplasm; R2TP complex; ribonucleoprotein complex. NCBI's taxonomy places the organism in Eukaryota, Metazoa, Chordata, Actinopteri, Carangiformes, Carangidae. Gene Ontology annotation, biological process: rRNA processing; box C/D snoRNP assembly. The record is from RefSeq and is a predicted model, not a curated record.
UAGUUUGUUAUAUUUAUGUGGUACUAUUCUCUCUCUCUAUUUUAGUCAAAUAUUUAGUCAUAAAUAAUAUUCAGAGUGUCUCCGGUUGUUUUCUUAUCAGAGAGCUAACUUAGCUAGCUAGUGGCUCAUUAAUAUUAGUGUUUGCUAACUCCAAAGCAAGACGACAUUUACCUGAAGAUGUCCUCUACUGGCGGCACAGAAGGUGUUUUGCAGCAGGUCAACCAGUUCUGGUCCAUGCUGGACGACCUGUCUCAAAAUGACCCCGCAGCCUACCGCAGGUUCAUCCACAAGCAAAUGGAGGAAGGGGCUGAAUUAAUGGCACCGCCUGAGCUCGACUCCAGUCUGUGCACUGAAAUCUUGGAGCCCAACAAAGGGUUGCUGUAUAUCAACAUAUGCAGCUGGAAACGUGUGCCUGCACCUCAGGAUCCCAGCAAGCCACUACCUUUAUGUGCAGGAAAACUGGAAACAGACACAGAUGAAAGUCACGGCUUAUACACUGUGUUGGAUGUAGCUUUAAACCCUGUAGUGCUAGAGGAAAGUAAGAAAGAUAAAACAGAAGUCUAUAUGCUGGCCCUGAGCUUUGCCCACCAGCAGCUUGGGUUGAGGUUAUCUCAGCAGUACACUGUCAUCAGCUGUAGCCCGAAAAGUAGUUUAGAUGACUUUCACCGCCGCCUUGGGUUUCAGCAGUCCAAGACCUCCAAACAACCCGACACAGCAAGUCAAACCCCAGCUGCCCUCCUGCAGCAGAUCUGCUCUCUACGUUCAGAGAAACAAGACGUGGAGCUGGAAGCCCAAAUUAUCUCUAGACCUGCGGAGCACAAAAAGGAUUUGAUCCAGGUCAUCUCCACCACUUUUGUGCAGCCUCAGAAGCCAGAGUACCAACUUCGGGUGAAAAUUGAUACAGCAGGAGUUCCUCGCAGCGUGGAGCUGACAGUGGAGCUGCCAAAGGUUUGCUCUGUGUCAGAGUGCCAGCUGAGAAUCUCCAAGGACGACGUCUUACUGGAGGUGGAGGAUGUUUACUUUUUGCUUCUGGAGUUUCCAAAAACUGUAAACGAAGACACUGCAUCUGCCAUCUUUAACAAAAAGAAACGAAGGCUUGCAUUGACAGUGGAUGUUUUGUGACCAUUUGCUUUAAUGGAGAAACAAACACACACACAGGUGAUCAGCAAUCUGAAAAACCCAAGCUAACAAUCAAUAAACAGCUGCCCUGUGAACUGACCCCUCCCAAAACCAAAAAUGUUUUUCUGAAACAAUAUGUCACUGUGUUGGUUGAUCUGCAGCAGCAAAUUUAAUUCU